Messenger RNA from Diospyros lotus (date-plum), 1989 nucleotides. RefSeq names its product cyclin-D5-1-like. The record is from RefSeq and is a predicted model, not a curated record. Gene Ontology annotation, biological process: regulation of cyclin-dependent protein serine/threonine kinase activity; mitotic cell cycle phase transition. Gene Ontology annotation, molecular function: cyclin-dependent protein serine/threonine kinase regulator activity. Gene Ontology annotation, cellular component: cyclin-dependent protein kinase holoenzyme complex; nucleus; cytoplasm. Bases 200 to 1183 code for a protein of 327 amino acids. Lineage: Eukaryota; Viridiplantae; Streptophyta; Magnoliopsida; Ericales; Ebenaceae. The transcript is spliced from 5 exons.
CAUCACAUCCGCUAAAUUUGGCGGCACCAAAACCGCUUCUCGUCACCCCCUCCACAUUUCCCUCCACAGUCUCUCUCUCUCUCUCUCUAGAUUCUCUUCAUCUCAAUCUCCUUAGAUUCAGCACAAAUAUCUUCGUCUUCGCUUUUCUGCCCUCCUUAGAUUUCCCUUUUCUGGAUGCUGUAGACAGUACCGCUUCACCAUGGAUGCCUCUGCCACUUCAUUUUCACUCUCCAGCCUCCUCUGCCAAGAAACCGAGUCUUCUCUGAAUGAUUCGCAAGAAGAUUGUCGCUGUUCUGACUUGAAUCCGUGUUCCGUCUCUGAAUCCGAGGAAGAGUACGUGCAGAACCUGAUCCAGAAGGAGAGCAGUUUCGAAUCCGAUCAAUGCGUGCCUGAACUCGUUUGUCGGGUCCUGGGAGAAAGCUGGCUCAAAUGCGCCCGCUCGGCCUCCGUCAAAUGGAUUCUUAAUACAAGCGCGUUAUUCGGCUUUCACUUCGGCACAGCUUAUCUUUCGUUGAUAUACUUCGAUCGCUUCCUCUCGAAGCGAUCCAUUGAUAAUGGGAAAAUGUGGGCUAUUCGAUUGUUAUCAGUGGCGUGUGUAUCACUGGCCGCGAAAAUGGAGGAAUGCGAAGUGCCAUCAUUGUCGCAGUAUCAUAUGGAUGAUUACAAUUUCGAAAGCUGUGUGAUUGAGAGAAUGGAGUUGCUCGUCUUGAACACCUUGGAAUGGAAAAUGGCGUCCAUCACUCCUUUUGCUUAUCUCCAUUGUUUUGUCGCCAAGUUCUGUCUCCAGAACAGAGAGUUUAGGCCAAAAGAAUUAAUCUCUGGAGCUACUGAGCUCAUUUUGGAUAUAUUAAAAGAGAUCGAUGUCAAGGAUGUCCAGCCAUCAGUAAUUGCUGCAGCCGCAGUCUUAGCUGCUUCCCAUGAUGAAUUAACUAUGAAAACAAUGGAGGUUAAGUUGAGUUUUAUCUCAUCCAUUAGAAAAGAAAGCGUGCAUUCCUGUUUCGACUUAAUGAAGGAAAUAAAGAAGGGAAAACCUAAGACGCCGGAAUCGGUAUUGUCGACUAAUUUGAAUUCUAUCAAUGUUUUUGAGAAUUCUUCAUUUGCCUCAGCUGUUGGCAGCAAGAGAAGACUAACUUACACCGACUGUGAUCUGCAUUGCCCUUUACAGAAAGUCCAUCGGACUUAGUUACUGGAUUUGAUAUCCGUUUAUCAAAUAUUGAUUGGUGUUUAAUUUCCCAUUGGAUUUAUAGUAUAAUUUGCAAAGGAAAAUUCAUUCUUAUGGUAGGUUGGAUUGUCGGUUGAAUGUCAUCUACCAACUUUAUGGUGUCCAUUUCCCAGUGCCCAAGAAAGUUCGUUCUUCAGCCAGUGACAACCAUGCAAAUAGUGAAAGGAGAAGUAAAUAAAUAAAGAGAAAGGAUAGCUUUAGCCUUGAAAUGUAAGAGCUACAAAAGUGCAAAAGCCAUUGAGCAAAUGAGGGCCAAAGAGAUAGAUGUCCACAAGGCUAAACAGGACUGUUUUGUUAAUAGUCAUUCUUUCUUUCUUUCUAGUGUUUGCUUUCAUGAAUGCUAGCUACUAAUGCUUACCCACUUUUCCCAUUUGUUUUCCAUUUCUUUUUCUCUCAUCUUCUAUUUAGAAUAUGUAAUGUAGACAUCACUUGCUGCCCUACCUUUUAACGGGGGUGGGGGGCGGCUUGGGAUGCUUCCUCUGUCUUUCAAAAGGCUGAAAGUCAUUAGAUGGGGAAUGAGGAAUGUAGAGUUGUUUUUGUUUGAUUUGAUGCAUCUGUGUCUCAAUUGGGCCAUCACAAAGCAUGUAAAGUUGAGUUUGAUUGGAUUUGUUUGAAUGUUGGUGUUUGCUUUUUAAUGGGUAGCCAACUUCUCUUUUGCUGUUAAGUUUCUAUUGUGUUCUCAAUUUUAUCAAAUCGCCAAAAUGAAUUUUGGGUAUCAAGUUGGAUUUACUUCUGCCCAUUACUAUUUAGCUGAAUUUCCUUUUGAA